AUAUAUAUAUUUACCCUUUAAGAAAGAAAAAAAAUCGAACUUCAGAGAAAACCUAAUGUCCAAAACAAUCCAGCGAUUCAUUGUCUUCACUUUUACGUUUCUGCAAUAGAAUCUUGGGUUUGGUUAAGAGAGAUGGACAGAAUCAGUGGGUUGCCUGAUGAAUUGUUGGUCAAGAUUAUAUCGUUUGUUCCGACAAAAGUAGCUGUAUCCACUAGCAUUUUGUCCAAACGAUGGGAGUCUCUUUGGAAGUGGGUGCCUAAACUUGAGUGCGAUUGUACUGAGCCUGCACUUCGGGAUUUUAUUCUCAAGAAUCUGCCGUUACAAGCUCGGAUCAUAGAAAGCUUGUACCUCAGAUUUCGUCGUGAGUCAUUUCUGUUUCAGGAUAUCAAACUCUGGGGUGGAAUUGCAAUUUCUCACUGCUUGCGUGAGCUACGUAUCGACUUUUUUUCUCACUAUGCCAAUCCAUAUGUUAUAUUGCCCAGAAGCUUGUAUACCUGCAAAUCUCUGGUGACCUUGAAACUCCUAGGCUUGGGUAUUCGUGUGGAUGUUCCUCGAGAUGUUUGUCUCCCUUCUUUAAAAACUUUGCUACUUCAAUGUGUGGCAUACUCAGAAGAAGAUCCUCUUCGACUGCUUCUUUCCUGUUGCCCUGUUCUUGAAGAUCUGGUUAUUGAACUAGAUGAUGCAAACCAAAAUGUGAAAGCGCUAGUUGUUAUUGUCCCAACUUUGCAGUGUCUAUCCUUGAAGAUACCUGCUUCAUGUUCUGAUGAACGGUAUUUGAUUGUUACCCCUUCUUUGAAGUAUUUCAAAGUUGAGGAUGACAGAGAAAUUUUCAAUGCUUUGAUUGAGAAUAUGCCAGAGCUGGAAGAAGCGGAUAUCUAUGUUACGCAACAUAUUGAGACGCUUCUCGAAUCAGUUACAUCUGUCAAACGACUUACACUACGCCAAUUGUACAACAGCAUAGAUGAGUAUAAGUGUCGUGCUGGUAUUGUCUUCAAACAGCUUGAACAACUGGAGCUAUCCAUAUGCAGUGAUAAUUGGACAAAGUUAGUUAUAUGGUUGCUCCAAAAUUCUCCCAAUCUGCGAGUUCUCAAUCUUGACGCUGAUAGUGAUUAUGAACGUUAUGAGGAGUAUGAACAGGAUAACUGGAAGAAUAUACAAAGAUCUGUUCCUAAAUGUUUGAAGAGCAGUCUCAAAACUUUGGAGUUUGCAGGGUACACGGCAAGGCCAGAAGAGAGGGAUUUCUUGAGUUUUAUCUUCAAAAAAGCUCGUUGCUUGAAGACUUCAUCAAUCUCGCAUUGACCACAACAUAAGAAACUUGAGAGCUAUCGCAUUUUAUUCUGAAUCUUGUUUUCCAAAGACAAUUUGGUUUUAAACUGAAUAUGGAACUUGCUUAAGAACGAAACUAGUGUAGAUUAUUAAUCUUAUCAUGUGGUUAGUGACUUAGUUCUAUGAUCUGGUUAUAUGUGUGUGUGUGUGUGUCGCAGUCUUAUGUUUGUUUAAAAUAUUUCAAAUAAAUCCGAAAUACAAU
Arabidopsis thaliana (thale cress) is the source of this 1528-nucleotide messenger RNA. RefSeq names its product F-box/RNI-like superfamily protein. The coding region runs from base 133 to 1299 and encodes 388 amino acids. Lineage: Eukaryota; Viridiplantae; Streptophyta; Magnoliopsida; Brassicales; Brassicaceae. The record is from RefSeq and is marked reviewed. The transcript has 4 exons.